UACAUUGUGAACGGGAUGGCUAACUUGAUGCAAUGGACAUCAUGGCAGGAAGACCGUGCUGCUAUUGUGGAUGUGUUGAAGCUGACCACCACUGACUGCAUCACUCGGAGUCUUUACCAAUCAUUAUUUUGCAUUGGAUGUAGACAGCGGGCUCCUCUCAGAGACAGUCCUGUCACGUGCUCAGUACGGGUCCCGCACUGGGAGGACGUCAUCAGUGCGCGCCUCGCCCAUGUGUCUGUGUGUACAGGAAGACGAAGAGAGAUCAGGGAGAUCAGCAUGGGGGAACCGGACAGCCUGCAGGAGAAGAAGAAGCAACCGUCGCUGUUCAAUAAUAGGAAUGACCCGGUAAAGAACUUCGAGAAGUGGAAGAAGAAAUACACCAAGAAGAAGGAGAAGUGUAAGAUCACCAGGAAGCAGAACAGGACGCCUGAAUGGCAGACAGAGAGGGAGACCAUCAGCCGGCUGGUGCAGCGCUACACCGAGGUAAACGCCAGUGAGAUUUCUAGAUUCUCAGACUUUCCCUUGUCCAAAAAAACUAUUCGUGGUUUGGUUGAGGCUCAAUACCGGUUACCUACUGAGAUCCAGAAACAGACGAUCGGAUUGGCCUUACAGGGAAAGGAUGUUCUUGGAGCUGCUAAAACUGGGUCUGGAAAAACCCUGGCUUUUCUUAUUCCUGCUGUGGAAUGUUUGUACCGGCAGCAGUGGACAUCGGAUGAUGGGCUUGGGAUCCUGAUCAUCUCUCCCACCAGAGAGUUGGCUUAUCAGACGUUUGAGGUUCUGCGAAAAGUGGGCCAUAACCAUGAAUUUUCUGCUGGGCUCAUCAUUGGAGGAAAGGAUCUAAAACAAGAAUCGGCCCGUAUCCAUCGCACAAACAUUCUCAUCUGUACUCCUGGUCGUCUCUUACAACACAUGGAUGAAACAUCGUUUUUCCAUACUAGUAGUCUGCAGAUGCUCGUGCUUGAUGAAGCUGACCGGAUCCUGGACAUGGGUUUUGCUGAUACAAUAAAUGCAAUUGUGGAAAACCUGCCCAAGAAACGACAGACCCUCCUCUUCUCCGCAACUCAGACUAAAUCUGUGAAGGACCUUGCUCGUCUCAGCUUGAAAGAUCCAGAGUAUGUGUCGGUUCACGAGAAGGCAAAAUUCAGUACACCGGCAACUCUGGAACAGAAUUAUACAGUGUGUAAUCUCCCGCAAAAAAUAAACCUCUUGUUUUCUUUUGUGCGUAAUCACCUGAAGAAAAAGAGCAUUGUCUUCUUCUCUAGCUGUAAACAGGUUCAGUAUUUGUUCCGUGCAUUCUGCAGACUGCGGCCUGGUAUCCCCAUCCUGGCACUGCAUGGCAAACAGCAGCAGAUGAAGAGGAUGGAGGUCUAUAAUGACUUUGUGAGGAAAAAGGCAGCUGUGCUUUUUGCUACAGACAUUGCAGCUCGAGGAUUAGAUUUCCCAUCGGUUAGCUGGGUGCUUCAGCUGGAUUGCCCUGAAGAUGCUAACACUUAUAUUCACAGAGUUGGGAGGACAGCCAGGUACAAGGAGGGCGGAGAAGCGUUACUGGUUCUGUUGCCGUCUGAAGUGAAGGGGAUGGCCCGACAGCUGGAGGAGAAAAAAGUACCCAUUAAUGAAAUCAAAAUUAACCCUGAAAAGCUGUUGGAUGUGCAAGGGCGGCUGGAAGCGUUUUUGGCCCAGGAGCAGGAAAUGAAAGAGAGGGCGCAGAGGUGCUUUGUGUCUUACCUACGCUCUGUUUACCUUAUGAAGAAUAAGGACGUGUUUGAUGUCUCCAAACUGCCUCUUGCAGAGUAUGCUCAGUCAUUGGGUCUUGCCGUUGCUCCCAGAGUCCGUUUCCUCCAGAAAGCACAGAAUUCUCAGCCUUUAGUGCCAAGACCAAAUGAAAAGCCAAAAGAGCCGGGUACUGACAGUGAUGAGGAAAUCAAGAGCUUCAAAGCUCAGCUUGACGGAAGGACACCUGUGGAAAUGGAUGGGGAGAGGAGUGUCUCCUCCAGUGAAGGAGAAGACAAUUCAGAGGAUGAAGAGAAUAUCGAGAGAUUAAAGGCCAAAGACAAGUCCACAUUUCAUUUUACAAAUGAGGAUGAUGAUGAGGAGGAUGACUGCCGAGAUGUGGAGAUUUUUACAGUGAAGAGACGAGAUGUGUUUGGGGUGAAAGACGGUGAAGCGGCACCAGCAGAAGAAACCACAAAAUCAAAACUUAAGAAGACUAUAUUGACCAAAGCAAAGGAUGCCAAGAAAGCUUUAAAGAAGAAGUUCAAAGUGAACACAAAAAUCGUUUUUGCAGAUGAUGGAGAGGCAAUCCAGCAGUGGCCUCAGAUGCAGAAAAUGGUAAAAGAUGCAGGGGAAGAGGAGGAUGCAGAUAAUGGCAUCAAUUUGGAAAUUGCAAGAAAACGGCUGACUGAAGAGGAUAAAUUUGACAAAGAAUUGUACAGGCAGAAGAUUAAGGAAAAACAUCGGGAAAAACGACUGAAGGAAAAGGCUGCCAGAAGAACGUCAAGCAGGAGAGAUAAAGAGGAAGGGGAAGAUGAAGCAGUUGCUUAUCUUGACCAUGACGGCGACAAUGAAGUAGAUCUGAGUGCACUUCCUGACCCUGACAAGUACCGCGAUAUGGAGGAAGAUGAGCAAACCGUGGAAGAAAGUAGCAGUGACGGUGAAGAAGUUCCACCAAGAAAGAGAACUUUCAGCAGCAGAUCCAAUGAAAAGGAAGAAAAAAUAGUAGCGGCCAAAAAGACGAAAGCCACACAAAGAUCUGAGGAGCCAUUCGAGCCACUAAACACGGGACUGUCACUGGCAGAAGAUGAGGAGCUGGUCUUACAUCUCCUAAACAGCAGCAGCUAAUUAUUUACCCAACUGUGUUUUUCUUGGCCAUCUUCCGUCUUAGAUCAACAGCUCUUUACAAAAAUCAAUUUGGCUUCAAGGCAGUUCAGUACUCGGGGACAAUGAUAAAUGAGAACUGAAGAAUGACCUCCACAUAGCCAGCCUGCAGUAUAAAUACUGCAAAUGUAAUUCCUUAAAGAACCAUUCUACCUAUGUUACAGUUUGGGUUGUGUAAACGUGAAUUUGGAGAAAUAAGUGAAAGUAUGUUAUAGGCUUACAGUAUAGUGUAAUAAAGUUUCAGGAAAAUCUGGUAACUGGCUUUAAAUUCCAAAAUAUUAUAGAGUGAAAAACAGGAACUUUCCCUUUUUGCUGUCAUUUUGUUGGUAUAUUUAUUUUACGCAUACUGGCUUAUCCGUUUUGUAGAUUUAUUUUUAAAGUUAGCCUGUGUCAAACUUGGGCAUUUCAAAGUGAACAUACUUCAGUGGCAACCGUAUUUCAAGCCAUUCAGUACAACCAAACAUACAGAAAGCUGCAAUAUGCACAUCUUGAUGUUUUCUGUAAAAGUUGUAUCUGGUUCUGCCCUUCCCAACUUUAUAAGCUUCCCUAUUGGUCCUUAUAUGUGAUUGGCAGAUUUAGUGAUCAAUUCGGAGGGGGUGGAGCAAAAUACAAAAUUUAAAAGAAAGAUUGAGAUUAACUUAUGUUAGUUGCCUAUAUAUCCAAGUAUGCUGAUCCUUAUGACAUACAAUUAUCACUGAUGUAACUGCUGCUUAUACAUUUUUUUCAUUCUGUUCAAGUAAAAAGAAAGGAUAGUUGUUUUAAUGGUUUGACAUUUUAUACCGUAAUCAAUUCCCUGCAUUAAGGUAAAAAAUCUCUCAGGAGUAGAAUCGCCCCCUCCACACCUCCCUAUAUACUUGGCCUCAUUGGCGCUUUCUGCUGUCAAAUUCUGUGGGAGUCCAGCUGCGCCUUUGUCUCUCAAUGGAUGCACAUAGCCCAGCUCAGGAGGGAGGCCACAGCAGCUUCUUACGGUGACACAUAGGGAAGAGAAGGAACCAAGAGUGCCAGCAGAAGGCCCUCAGAAGAGGAGGUUCCAGACUGUUCUGUGCCAUACCUUUGCACCAAAUACUCUCUACAACCCCUUUUAAAAACUUAUAGUAAUGCCAACAGUCCUCCAAAGAAUGGAUUCCUGACAAUUUUCCAUGGGUGACCAAACAAUGGGGUCAGGGAGAAACUACUUAUUAGGUGAGACACACAUUACCUUCAGCUCUAUGUCAAUUGACGACUGUGGCCAAACUAAAUGAACAGCUUUGUACUUCUAAAUAUGGCUAAUGUAUUUAUGAAUUCAAGCGUCUGAAUUGGGCUAAAUAUAGACUUGGUUUGCAACUUGGGAGCUCAAGUACUUUUAACUGCAGAUUUAUGAUGGAGGAAGAUCCACAACUGUUGUUCUGACUUGUACAUGCAAUCUUGUUGAAGGGCAGGCAUUUCAAAAUAAAGGGUGGAUUUGUGUUUUAUGUUUUAAA
Rana temporaria (common frog) is the source of this 4334-nucleotide messenger RNA. It is a transcript of the gene DDX10, whose product is annotated as DEAD-box helicase 10. Gene Ontology annotation, cellular component: nucleus. Gene Ontology annotation, biological process: rRNA processing. The transcript is spliced from 18 exons. Gene Ontology annotation, molecular function: nucleic acid binding; ATP binding; RNA helicase activity. NCBI's taxonomy places the organism in Eukaryota, Metazoa, Chordata, Amphibia, Anura, Ranidae. The record is from RefSeq and is a predicted model, not a curated record. Bases 16 to 2838 code for a protein of 940 amino acids.